GUUCUCACCUCAACAAAGAAGGAAUUCUCAGUUGGCUCUCUUCCUCCUCAAAGCCCCUUCUGUUUACACCAGAAAAAUCCAACAUGGUAUUAGAGCUUCAAUGAUCUUGAGGGACCUCUGAGAGUGAUAUUGAGGGAACACCAGAAAAACCCCACAUUUCUCAUUGUUUUCAGAGGGUUCUUCACAUGAAACCCGUCUUGCUUGGCCAAAAUCUUGCAGCAAAAAAGGCUGUGAAGAUGGAGGCAUAUGUUAGUCCCACCAUGGGAAAUGUCAAGGAGAGGAAAGCUAGAUUCAAAGAGAAGGUGUCCAUGGAUUCUACAGCCAAUAGUCCAAAGGGAAAAAGUCUGUCAAGGGUGCAACUUGAGAAAGAGAAAACUCAAAGCAUGCAUCAAAUCCUGUUCACCAAAAGUUGAACCUGAUCUAUAUCCCUAACGAAGCUGUAGAAGGAAAUGAAACAAGAAGAAAAUUGAGCAACUUACGGGAAGGCUCAAGAAAGCUCCAAAAAAAUGUGUGAAAGCAGCAAAUCCAAGCAAGAUGAAGUUGCAACAUUGAAGGAGGAGCUGAUCUGCUAAAGGAGAUGCUUUAGCAGCAACAAAAAAUCAAAACAAAGCAUAGAGAGCUGCACAAAUGGUAGAUUCCAAAUGCUUGGUUAAUGUUAUGUUAUCCUCAGUUUUAACACCAAUGAGGAGUGUUGGAGUUGUGGUGUGAAAGCUGCACAAGAGGAAGCAAAUGAAACAAAGCUGCACAAGUGGCAGAAAAUGAAAACAAAGCUGCACCAGGGGCAGCAAAUGAAGAAGGCUACACCAAAGCACGAUAGCAACAAAGUGCAACAACCUAUGCUGCAAAAUAUUGAUGAAAUGAUGAUGAAAUGAGGUUGAAAUGUAAUGCAAAUGAAAGCAAAUGGAAGGCUGCAAAGUAGCAGCAAGAACAGCCACAUGGAGCCACACAAAUGAAAGCAAGACUUUUAAUGUAAUCUUGCAUUAAAUGUUUUGUAGAUUUUUCUCUUAAUGGAUAAGUAUCAGGUACUGUUUAUGUACUGAAUUUUUUGCUCUAUAAUAGCAGAACAAUGAAUGAAAAACUGAGUUCUCACCUCAACAAAGAGGGAACUCUAGUGCUUCUCCCUUUCUCUUCCAAGUCCUUUCUUAAUUCUCCAACAGAAACAAGUCGAAGUACUUGAAAUGCUCAGAGUAAGAAUCCCAUCUCUAAUCACCCUAGAAGUUCUGAGGAUGGUUACAAGGAAAAGCAAAACCUGAAUAACCCUGCUGUUCUCGAGCGUCUGUUUGAUCUUAGAAGCCCGUUGUAACUCACUCGACGGCAGGUCCGGUCUGUAGUUCUAGAUCUCUCUGUCCUCUGGUUUUUUAUUCGGAAUCAAGUUUAUCUUCGCAU
This is a messenger RNA of Rubroshorea leprosula, 1386 nucleotides long. The record is from the annotation of a GenBank genome assembly. NCBI's taxonomy places the organism in Eukaryota, Viridiplantae, Streptophyta, Magnoliopsida, Malvales, Dipterocarpaceae.